UGCAUGAUACACACGUCAUUUACCUGAGGGAGAAAGAAGGGGUCAAGUGAGAGGUUACAUCAUUUUCAACAUUGUCUCUUCUUCCACCAAGAAUGUCUUGGGGCAAGUCGUUGAGAAUGUCAUGAAGGAAGAACCUAGCGACAACAACACGUAAAAGGCCUCCCUCUCGCUCUCCGCCCUCAUGUUCUUUGCAAUGACAACCAUCAUCCCCAAGCUUCAAACACAAUGUUCACCGACAACCAGCCCAACACCCCGGCAGGAUGGCAGGCGUACGCCUCCCUGAAAACACUGACCGAGAUCCCUGCGACUGCACACGAAAGUCGCGAUGGAGAUGGGGAAACAGAGACGUAUCGGAAUAUCUACCUAGACGGCAGGGCGAUCAUCCAGCAGCCGCUGACGGACUGCGAGAUCUACACCGAUGUCAUCGCCUUCGCCGGGACGGACGAGGUGAUCCUCUCAUACGGGGAAGACACGACGGUGGAGAUCAAUGCCCGAGUAGUCACGGCUGACCAGCCGGUGCAUCUGAACAUGACCAAGGCGGGGGCCCGGAGCAGCGCGAUCAUGUUCUACGCGGCGGUGGUCGAUCAGCCCAUCAGCGUCUCGGUCGAGGGAGCGCAGCGCACUACCCUGGCGCUGGGGGCCGACUCGGGCAAUCUCGGGGCCCAGAUCGCUUUCGCCGACGGGCAGCUGUCGGUCUCGUACACCGUCAAGCACGACUACGACGCGACCGCGGUCUACCAGGCCUUCCUCGACACCGAGCUGCGCGUGGCACUCGCCCUCUUCUGGACCCGGCCGGCCAUCGCCAUCUCCAUCUGCGCCUACGUCGCCCGGUCGACCUACGGGACUGGGGCGCACAGUCUGUCCAACGCGCAGGCCGUGGCCCUAGGCCAGCAGCUGGCCGCUCACGCCAUGGCGGGGCCUAACGCCAACUACGCGCCCACCCUCCCCUUCCAGACCUACCAUGAUACCAUGCGGGACCAGCUGGCGGCCGCGCAGACCUUCGAGCAACAAUAUCAGCGGUUCCAGGACCAGGAGAGUGCCGAAGCUGACAAGGUGGAGGCCUGGACCACGAUGCUGCAAAACGCGCAGAAUCAGCGGUCCACGCGGGUAAGCGUACAGGAGCAGACCUUGGCCAAAUACCGGGAUGCCUGCAGGACCGCAGAGGCAUGUAACAAGCAGCUCACGGACGAUAAUGAGGAGCUGCGACACGCGCAGGAUGCCUUCCAGGAUGGCCUCGUGAAAUGGGAGAACGCACUGAUCCUCAAAGCAGUCUUUGGCAUCCUGUCAGCUAUUUUCGAAUUUGCGUUCGGCGUCGCGGAAUUGUGCAUUGGGGAUGAUCCGGCGGGGGCCACCAAGGGGGUCGAAGACGCGAUUGACAGCGUGGAAAAGGCCGAAGAAGGGGCAAAGGAAGUCGGCCAGAUCCUCAGCUCCAGCACUCUGCAGAAGCUAUGGACUUUCACCCAGGCCCUGGGAAAACUGUAUCCCAAGGUCGAUGCGCUGGUCGAGGCGGCGAAGGCGGUGGCCGAUCUCCCGGGUGGGGACGCUGUAAACAUCCCUUCCUUGGAUGAUGUCUCGGGCGCGGUGGGCUUCGACACAGAUGCGAGUCUGAUCAACAGCCUGGAGGCGUGGGAUGACUGGGAACUGGAGUGUGACCAGCAGAUGGAAUGGGCGACUGACGACCAGAAGAUCGACGGCGCCAGUGAGUAUCGACUGGCUUUGCGCAAGCAUGCGGUGCACGGGAGAGCGCUGGCCCAGGCCCAGGCUGAAGCGAUCAAGCAGGGGCAGCAGUAUGUGCAAGCGACCCUGGAAGUGCUGCAGUCGGAUCAGGACAUCCAAAACCUCCAAGAGUUGCUGGAUACCGACAUUGGAGAGGAGGCGAAGUAUGCCGCAGCCCAGGCCAAGUUCUACGAUCGGUUCCUGCAGCUGGGGACUAGCCUAGCGAUCCAGCUCCAGUACAUCAUCGAUGCCUAUCGCUUCUACGCCCUGCAGGACAGCCAGGUGAUGCUGGACUCGCAGAAGUCCGUGGGGGACUUCCAGCAGGACCUCGCCACACUGCACGCCGAGAUGCAGAAUGUGGAUGGCCAGUAUGCCGAGGAUUUCACGCCAUUCGAUUAUUAUGUGUAUUCUGAUGAGCUCGCCUCCAACUAUCCCCAGUUGAUCAUCGAUGGCCUGAAGGACAGCAGUCAGGGUAAUAAGGCCACCUUCACUAUGGUGGCCACACCGCAGGCCAGUUCCACUGCCAGUGAGAACAACUAUGCGUAUCCCUUCGUCGGAGGCUCUCACUACCGACUGGACGGGUUAGAGAUCCUACUGCUGGACGUGAAACCUCGCCCCGAAGCCGUCCAUGAUGGAAGGGCGGUGGUGAGUCUCAAGAUCGAGACGUCCGGUUCGUAUAGCGACAUCCAGCACGAACAGGUCUUCUACUUUGUCGGUACAACGCAGCAAAAACGCUAUUCGUAUGAGAUCGAUGCGGACGGCACCUUCCUUCGCACCCGCGACAGCGCCAUCUUUGAGCCGACCAACCACGCCGAGCCCCCGCCCUUCACCCAAUGGACGAUCACACUGGAGACACCGGAGAACGUGGACCUAAGUACUCUGGACAAGAUCCAGCUCCAUUGGAACGGGAAGUAUCGUCCUUAUUGACGAGAAAAUGUGCAUGAGAUCAUCUCUUCAUAUUUGAAUAGCAUUCUACCAUGCCAAAAAUUUCUGGCCGCUUGAUCAUUUAUCUGUCUACUUUCAAUCUCUGCUCUUGCGUUACCCCCCUUCUCCCUCU
Aspergillus alliaceus is the source of this 2773-nucleotide messenger RNA. RefSeq lists its product as uncharacterized. The transcript is spliced from 5 exons. NCBI's taxonomy places the organism in Eukaryota, Fungi, Ascomycota, Eurotiomycetes, Eurotiales, Aspergillaceae. Bases 226 to 2643 code for a protein of 805 amino acids. The record is from RefSeq and is a predicted model, not a curated record.